Molecule: messenger RNA, 4682 nt
Organism: Danio rerio (zebrafish)
Lineage: Eukaryota; Metazoa; Chordata; Actinopteri; Cypriniformes; Danionidae
Source: RefSeq, a predicted model, not a curated record
CGUACUGAACUCGUCUGCGCGUCGCCUGUCGGUUCAGUCUGGUUCCGCUGCCACACGCAGACCCCAAACAGUCAAUCUGCGAACUGCAGGUGCGAGUUUAAACUACCGCAUGUGUUCAGCCCACCACCCCGGACUCUAAACUACACCUUUCCUCCAGCAUUCACACUAUUUUCACCAUGUUGUGGACAGCGAACACGAUAAUGAGGAAAUUCUCCUCGAGCUCUGUUUACUACCAAAAUAAGCUGAAGCUGGCCCUGAUUGGCCAAAGCUUGUUUGGACAGGAAGUGUAUACAAACCUCCGCAAGCAGGGCCAUAAGGUGGUCGGCGUUUUCACAGUUCCUGAUAAGGACGGCAAGGCGGACCCCCUGGCGGUGGUGGCAGAGAAGGACGGGACGCCGGUGUUUAAGUUUCCACGCUGGCGAGUGAAGGGUAAACCCAUCCCGGAGGUGGUGGAGGCGUAUAAAGCAGUGGGUGCAGAACUGAACGUCAUGCCCUUCUGCUCCCAGUUCAUCCCUAUGAAUGUGAUCGACUUCCCCAAACACGGCUCCAUCAUUUACCACCCCUCCAUCCUGCCCAAACACAGAGGAGCCUCCGCGAUUAACUGGACACUAAUCGAGGGCGAUAAGAAGGCUGGAUUCAGUGUAUUCUGGGCUGAUGAUGGUUUGGAUACUGGACCCAUCCUGCUGCAGAAAGAGUGUCAAGUAGAGCCCAACGACACAGUGGACACUCUUUAUAACCGCUUCCUGUUUCCAGAGGGCAUCAAGGCCAUGGUUGAAGCUGUACAGCUCAUUGCAAACGGAAAAGCUCCCAAAAUCCCUCAGUCUGAAGAAGGAGCCAGUUAUGAGGGAAUCCAAAAGAAAUCCAAUGCUAAGGUGAAUAUGGCUCAGCCGGCAGAGGCUAUUCAUAACUGGAUCCGUGGACAUGAUAAAGUUCCUGGUGCCUGGGUUGUGAUGGAUGGAAAGCCUGUAACUGUGUACGGUUCCUCAGUGUUGAGCGGGUCUGUGCCUGCAGGUCAGCCCAUAGACAUAGAAGGAGCGUCUCAGCCUGGACUCAUCACCAAAUCUGGACUCCUUCUCUUCGGCUCUGAUGGAAAAGCGCUCCAGGUGAAGAGCCUACAGUUUGAGGAUGGAAAGAUGAUUCCUGCGUCCAAAUACUUUUCAUCUGAGGAAUCCGCCAGUUUGGAUCUUACAGAUGAUGAGAAAAAAAUGGCAGAGGAGAUCAGGGCGAUCUGGAAAGGGAUUUUGAGUAAUGUUGCAGCUAUUGAAGAAACCACCGAUUUCUUUAAGUGUGGAGCCGCUUCAAUGGAUGUAGUCAGGUUGGUGGAGGAGGUGAAGCAGAAAUGCGCUGGUGUUCAGCUGCAGAACGAGGACGUUUAUAUGGCCACCACCUUCCAGAGCUUCAUCCAGAUGCUGGUCCGACGCCUGCGUGGAGAAGACCAGGAGGAGGAGAUGCUUAUUGAUUAUGCCACAAAAGAGGUCAACAACAUGACCGUGAAGAUGCCCUACCAGUGCUUCAUCAACGGCAAGUUCGAAGACGCAGAUGAUGGAAAAACAUACAACACCGUCAACCCCACAGAUGGCUCGGUGAUCUGUAAAGUGUCUUACGCAUCAGUGGCAGAUGUGGACAAAGCUGUAAGUGCUGCAAAAGAGGCUUUCGACAAUGGGCCUUGGGGUAAGAUGAACCCCCGUGACCGCGGCCAGCUGCUGUACCGUUUGGCUGACCUGAUGGAGGAACACCAGGAAGAGUUGGCCACCAUUGAGACCAUCGACUCUGGUGCUGUUUACACUCUGGCUUUGAAAACACACGUCGGCAUGUCCAUUCAGACAUUCAGAUACUUCGCCGGCUGGUGUGACAAGAUCCAGGGCUCAACGAUACCCAUCAAUCAGGCCAGACCCAACCGAAACCUCACUUUUACAAAGAAAGAGCCUUUGGGUGUGUGUGCCAUUGUAAUUCCCUGGAACUACCCGCUUAUGAUGUUGGCAUGGAAGAGCGCGGCCUGUCUGGCGGCGGGAAACACACUCGUCUUAAAACCUGCUCAGGUAACUCCAUUAACUGCAUUGAAGUUUGCCGAGUUGACAAUCAAAGCUGGCAUUCCUAAAGGAGUCAUUAACAUUGUACCAGGAUCAGGUGGUCUGGUCGGGCAGAGGAUGUCUGAGCAUCCUGAUAUCCGUAAGCUUGGUUUUACAGGCUCAACACCCAUUGGCAAACAGAUCAUGAAGAGCUGUGCGGUCAGUAACCUGAAGAAAGUUUCACUGGAGUUGGGCGGUAAAUCUCCUCUCAUCAUCUUCAGCGACUGUGACAUGGAUAAAGCAGUGCGAAUGGGCAUGAGUUCUGUGUACUUCAACAAAGGAGAAAACUGUAUCGCCGCAGGCCGGCUGUUUGUUGAGGAGUCCAUUCAUGACGAGUACAUCAGGAGAGUGGUUGAGGAAAUCAAAAAGAUGAAGAUCGGAGAUCCUUUAGAUCGCUCCACAGAUCAUGGACCUCAGAACCACAAGGCUCACAUGGACAAGCUGGUGGAGUAUUGUGAGAUCGGCGUGAAGGAGGGCGCGACACUCGUCUAUGGUGGACGACAGGUGGACAGACCAGGAUUUUUCAUGGAGCCCACAGUCUUCACAGAUGUAGAGGACCACAUGUUCAUUGCCAAAGAGGAGUCAUUUGGCCCCGUCAUGGUGGUGUCCAAAUUCAAAGAUGGUGAUGUAGAUGGAGUUUUGAGCAGAGCCAAUGACACAGAGUUCGGCCUGGCUUCUGGCGUCUUCACCCGUGACAUUAACAAAGCCAUGUAUGUGAGCGAGAGGCUAGAGGCGGGAACUGUGUUCAUCAACACCUACAACAAAACUGAUGUGGCGGCUCCUUUUGGAGGCUUCAAACAGUCCGGGUUUGGGAAAGACCUUGGUGAGGACGCCCUGCACGAGUACCUGCGGACUAAAGCUGUGACGGUGGAGUAUUGAAGGAACACUGCUGGAACGAACUGCAAACAGCCUUUUACCGCAGCCCCAUUUGACUUGAAACAGGUUUGAUAGGAAACCCAGAGCAUUUCCUGCCAAAACUACACUGAUGUGCCUACAUUUUGUAUAAUAUCGCUUUUUUUUUCCUGGAUAAUGCUUGGAGGGACAAGUAAUGACUGGCCUGUGUCAAAAUGCUGGUUAAUUUUUUUAAAGAAAUGGCAACAGACCCCCAAGUGGAUCCAAGAAACUGUCACAAAUCAUUAUUUAUCUUGCGAACACUGAAAUAUGUCACAGUGAUAAAGUGAAAUAGAGUUAUUUGAGUUUAUUAACCGCAACAGUAUCACAAUCAUGAUGACAAUAGCAGUUAAUUGGGAAACUGUUGGCUUGAUGCUGCAGAAAUUGUUCAAUCGUUCACGUAUCGUAUCACAUAUCAUUCAUUUACACAACUGUACGUAAAAGUUUGGGGUCAGUAAGUGUUUUUAAAGACGCCCUUAUGAUCAGGAGAGCAUAUAUAUGAUCGACAAGCAGUAAUAUUUAAUGUAAUUUAUUUCUGUGUUUCAAAAGCAUCAUUACUCUAGGCUUUGAUUACACGAUCUUUCAGAAAUCACAUUAAUAUGCAUUAAUCAUAUUAAUGUUUUGCUCAGUAAUGUUUAUCAAAGUAGAAAAACAUUUUUAAGGAAACCAUCAUGUUUUUGUCUUAAAAGCUGAAUAUAAAGCUAAAACUAAUUGAAAUAUAAAUAUUUAUAACAUUAUGAAGGUACACUGUAAAAAUGAUUUGUUUUUACCUAAAAUAAGUGUAUAAACCUGUGCUUUUAAAACAAUUAGUUGACUUUACAUAAUAAAUUAAGUAAAUUUAUUACAAGUUAAAUUUAUUACAAGUUGCAAUAGAUUUGCUCACUUUUUUAAAUAAAGUUUAUAAGUUUUCUCACUUUUUAAAGUAAAUAAUCACUUAUUACAGUGUUUUUUCACUUUUCAUCUAUUUAAUGUAUCCUUGGGUAUUAAAAGUAUUAAUUUUUAUUUUAAAUAAGUCUUUCUGACCUCAAACUUAUAAAAUAUAAUUUAUAUCAAUUAAGAAAAAAUUUUAAGCUAUUCUUUACUUUUAUUGUCUGUGGUCUCAUAUUUUCAAGCCAUGUCACAUCACUGCCACUUUAUGAAAUCUGUAUCAGCAUAUUUGUACAUCCCAAGGAUUUUUUAAUAUGCAUAGCAUUUUCAUGACAAUUGUUUUUAUUAGCAUAACUGUAUAUAUUUUAUUAGAGGAUACGACGAUUUGUCUUAUUUUAUAUAUUUAAUUUUGCAUUCCAGACAGACGAUUGGAAAUGUGGAAAGGGAAAUGAUAUAAACACUAUUCUCUUUUAAAAGAAGUUAUUUAUUUUGUACAACACACAAAAAAAGUGGUACAUUCUUGGGGGAAAAUAUGGAGAAGUAACUUGAGUACAGUACAAUGUGAACUGUUUCUGACAUUCUUGUUAGGAUGACUGAAAAUAUGUGUUUGUUUUGUCUGAACCAUCGUAAUUUUGUUUUACAAGAGCAAACAAUUUAUUUUAUUGGGAGUUUGAGGUUCUGUAUAAGCUGUCGGUCCCACUGGAAGUGUCAUAUUGCCAAAUAGUCUUCAUAUGCAACAGUAUUUAAACUUUAUAUCAACUGCAAACAAACAUUUAAGGAGAGUUGUUUUUACAAUAAACAACAGAAAUGACAAAAACUUAGCUUUUCUUGAUUGAAAAUAUAUAUAUACCUCUA